AUGGGAGAAAGCAAUUGCACCCAAGCGACCGAGUUCAGCUUAACGGGGUUCACAGAGGACCCAGUGACUCAGGUCACCCUCUUUCUGAUGUUUCUGUUCACCUAUCUUGUCACCGUCCUGGGGAACCUGGGGAUGAUCAUGUUAAUCAGGGCCAGCCCCCAGCUCCACUCCCCCAUGUAUUAUUUCUUGGGUAACCUGGCUUUUGUAGACUUCUGUUCUUCCACCGUCAUCACUCCCAAGAUGUUGGUUGACUUCAUAUCAGAGAAAAAGGGCAUUACUUAUGCUGGGUGCGUGGCUCAGGCGUUCACUUUUGAUCUUUUGGGGAUCACCGAAUGCUUCCUGCUGGCUGUGAUGGCGUAUGACCGUUACGUGGCCGUUUGCCAUCCCCUGGUGUAUCCCCUUGUCAUGUCCCCAAAACGCUGUUUCCAGCUGGUGAUUAGGUCAUAUCUUGUGGGGUUGACAAAUGGUGUGGGACAGACUAUCGGCAAGUCCAGUUUAUCCUUCUGUGGCUCCAGCAUCAUCGACCUGUUCUUCUGUGACAUUUCCGCUCUGAUAUCACUCUCAACCUCCGACACCACCCUCAGCCACAUUAUCCUAAGAACUUCAGCAUCUUCAUUAGGUGUGUCCAGCAGCCUGGUUGUCCUGGUCUCCUAUGUGGCCAUCAUCUCUGCUAUCCUGAGCAUCAGUUCAGCCGAGGGCAAACGCAAAGCCUUCUCCACCUGCACCUCCCACCUCACCACCGUGAGCAUCUUCUAUGGGGCAUCGCUUUUUAUGUACUUAAAGCCCAGCUCAGACAGCUCAAGAGAAGAAGAUGAAUGGGCUAUGGUGCUCUACACUGUGGUGACUCCCAUGCUGAACCCCUUGAUCUACAGCCUGAGGAAUAAGGAGGUGAAGGAGGCUUUGAGGAGACUCACAAAAAUAAAAUGA
Messenger RNA from Harpia harpyja (harpy eagle), 927 nucleotides. RefSeq names its product olfactory receptor 5G3-like. Gene Ontology annotation, cellular component: membrane. NCBI's taxonomy places the organism in Eukaryota, Metazoa, Chordata, Aves, Accipitriformes, Accipitridae. The record is from RefSeq and is a predicted model, not a curated record. Gene Ontology annotation, biological process: G protein-coupled receptor signaling pathway; sensory perception of smell. Bases 1 to 927 code for a protein of 308 amino acids. The transcript has a single exon. Gene Ontology annotation, molecular function: G protein-coupled receptor activity; olfactory receptor activity; odorant binding.